Messenger RNA from Mesocricetus auratus (golden hamster), 4927 nucleotides. RefSeq names its product solute carrier family 9 member A8 (gene Slc9a8). Bases 333 to 2063 code for a protein of 576 amino acids. Gene Ontology annotation, biological process: sodium ion transport; regulation of pH; proton transmembrane transport. The transcript has 16 exons. NCBI's taxonomy places the organism in Eukaryota, Metazoa, Chordata, Mammalia, Rodentia, Cricetidae. The record is from RefSeq and is a predicted model, not a curated record. Gene Ontology annotation, molecular function: sodium:proton antiporter activity. Gene Ontology annotation, cellular component: Golgi apparatus; membrane.
GGGACGCGCCCCUUGGCACAGCCUAGGAAGCCUGUGCUGACAGCUGAGUCACCGGGAUCUCAGAAGAGUUUCCCCCAAAGCCUCCCCGCCCGGUGACUGGAAAAAGUCGGACUGUCCAGAAGCCAGAUCGUCACAUGGCUCUGGCGGAACAGACCCACAGAAAGUCCCCGAGGUCGUCCCUCUCUCGGGCCACCGAAACGACGCGGCAGAGGGUUGCCCGGGGCCGCCAAGCCCCGCCCCCGCCCGCAGCGGAAGCCGGAAGCAGCCGCAGGCCCCGCUAGCCCCGCGGCGCCCGACUCGAUAGUCUCGGAGGUCCGCGCAUUGGCGAGAAGAUGGCGGAGGAGGAGUUCUCCAACACAACCCAUGGGAGCUUCAACUUCACCCUUCACACUACUCUGGGCGUCACCACGAAGCCGGUGCUCCCGACACCUGCCAAGCCCAUCCUCCCAGUGCAGACAGGGGAGCAGGCCCAGCAGGAGGAGCAGUCAAGUGGCAUGACCAUUUUCUUCAGCCUUCUCGUCCUAGCCAUCUGUAUCAUCCUGGUGCACCUGCUGAUCCGGUACCGACUACACUUCCUGCCUGAGAGUGUGGCUGUUGUUUCUCUAGGUAUUCUCAUGGGAGCAGUUAUAAAAAUUAUAGAGUUUAAAAAGCUGGCUAAUUGGAAGGAGGAAGAAAUGUUUCGCCCCAACAUGUUUUUCCUUCUCUUGCUCCCACCUAUUAUCUUUGAGUCGGGAUAUUCACUGCACAAGGGGAACUUCUUUCAGAACAUCGGCUCCAUCACUCUCUUUGCUGUCUUUGGAACGACCAUCUCUGCUUUUGUAGUAGGUGGAGGAAUUUACUUUCUGGGUCAGGCUGAUGUAAUCUCUAAGCUCAACAUGACAGACAGUUUUGCAUUUGGCUCCCUGAUAUCUGCGGUUGACCCAGUAGCCACUAUCGCAAUUUUCAAUGCACUGCACGUGGACCCUGUGCUCAACAUGCUGGUGUUUGGAGAAAGCAUUCUCAACGAUGCAGUCUCCAUUGUCCUAACCAAUACGGCUGAAGGUCUAUCAAAAAAGCACAUGUCGGAUGUCAGUGGGUGGCAAACGUUCUCACAGGCCCUCGGCUACUUCCUCAAAAUGUUCUUUGGCUCUGCGGCACUUGGCACACUGACUGGCUUGAUUUCUGCAUUGGUGCUGAAGCACAUUGACCUGAGGAAAACGCCUUCCCUGGAGUUUGGCAUGAUGAUCAUUUUUGCUUACCUGCCUUAUGGGCUGGCAGAGGGAAUAUCACUCUCAGGUAUCAUGGCUAUCCUGUUCUCUGGUAUCGUGAUGUCACACUACACACAUCAUAACCUCUCCCCAGUCACCCAGAUCCUCAUGCAGCAGACCCUCCGGACUGUGGCCUUCCUGUGUGAAACAUGUGUGUUCGCCUUUCUUGGCCUGUCCAUUUUUAGUUUCCCUCACAAGUUUGAAAUUUCCUUUGUCAUCUGGUGCAUAGUGCUGGUACUGUUCGGCAGAGCCGUCAACAUCUUCCCUCUGUCCUACCUGCUGAAUUUCUUCCGAGAUCACAAAAUCACCCCCAAGAUGAUGUUUAUCAUGUGGUUCAGUGGCCUUCGUGGAGCCAUCCCGUAUGCACUGAGCUUGCACCUGGGCCUGGAGUCCAUGGAGAAGCGGCAGCUCAUCGGCACCACCACCAUUGUCAUUGUGCUCUUCACCAUCUUGCUGCUGGGCGGCAGUACCAUGCCCCUCAUCCGCCUUGUGGACAUUGAGGAUGCCCGGGCACGCCGCAGGAGCAAAAAGGACGUCAACCUCAGCAAGACUGAGAAGAUGGGCAAUGCCAUCGAGUCAGAACACCUGUCUGAGCUCACUGAGGAGGAAUAUGAAGCCCACUACAUCAGACAGCAGGACCUCAAAGGCUUCAUGUGGCUAGAUGCCAAGUACCUGAACCCCUUCUUCACACGGCGGCUGACACAGGAGGACCUCCACCACGGGCGCAUCCAGAUGAAAAGCCUCACCAACAAGUGGUAUGAGGAGGUCCGCCAAGGUCCAUCGGGCUCUGAGGACGAUGAGCAGGAGCUGUUCUGAGCCCACAAUGCCGUGGGCCUGGUAGAAAAUGCCUCAUGCAGCCUCCUCAGAACAUGAGAUGGUAGGUGGAGGGCUAGUGUUGGCUGGGAAGCUUCAGGCCUUCAGAGCACGCUGGCUUCAGAAGUGUGACCUGCCCCGCCUUGUUUCUGGGCCUGCAGAAGAGGGCGGCAGCCAGCCUCCUUUCUGCUUCUGUGCCAGACCAGAGAACACCAUGACUGGACCAUGCCUUCCUCGCAGCUGCCAGCAGGCAUAUCUGCCGCUUGUCUCUUCAUUGUCAAGGUGCCUUGGCAGCGGCGGCAGCCUCUACCUGGUGCCAAGGCCAAGAGCCUUUGAAAGACUCACAGUCCCUGACCUGUGUUCUCAAAGAGGAAGGCUGAAGGACCUUUUUUCUUGACAUGGAACUGGCCACCUGUUAGCCUGCUUUUGGGCAGGCAGCUGCAGCCCUCUGUGGGCACACUGCAAAUGUUUACACUGGUGUCUGGCAGGGGUCAGCCUGCAGGCUUCCAGGGAAGGUGGUGGCCUGAGUUUGCAGUACUCUCUGAAGAGACAAAGGGGGUCUUUAGACCCUGGAAGCACAGAGUCCUAGGGGGUACUUUUCCCAAGUGUGGAGUCACUCCAUAUCCUCUCUGCUCUCCACCACAACCUCCUCCCUCAUUCCUGUCCUCUGCCCACAGGCCUUUUAGACCCCAUAGUGUGAAGCUCCUUCCACCCAGCUGCUGUUCAGAGCCUUUUACCAGUUCCUGGAACUUGGGUCCUCUGCCCUCUAUGCCAGGCCCCAGCUCUCCAAGACACUGGGCCAAUGGCCAGGGCACAGGAGCCAACGCCAGUGCUCCCCACUCCAGCCACUUGCCACUUAGGAUGCUGGUGACUUUGGGUCACACAAACACUCGCAUGCAUGUCUCAGGCUGAGGCGCCAGAUCACACCACAGGCAGUUACUGCCUAAUGUCCUCACCUGCCCUUUUAUAAAUGCUGCAGUCUACCCCACCACGACCCCAGAGCCCUAGACUCUCCUUGCACCCCAGGCGGCUUUGUUGUGUGGCCUUGGCUCAUGGUGGGGACACUGGGCCUAAGUGCGAGUCACAGGUGUUUCCCACCUCAGGUGCUGUGGCUCUGAGGCCUCACCUCGCUGUGCUGCAGAAGGCGGCAGAGUUGGAAACAUGUAGUUUGCUUCUAUACAUUAGGUCACUUAUCCUUGGCACAGCCAAGAUGCAGUCAGGUCCUCUUCCCUGUCUCUCACCUUAACCCUGGAGCUGGAGUCACCCGUGGCCUUGUGCAAUUGGGGGCAAGGCUGGGGUCAGGCUGGCUUGUUCUCUUGUGCUCCGUCUCUGAGAUGGAGGUUGCUUUCCAAGCUCAGUGCUCGCCAAGAUUCCUUUCUAAACCUGAGAUUCAUAGAUUAAGCAGUAAACAUCAGGGUACUGUUCACUCAGCCCCUUGUCACCAGGCCUUAUGUCCCUGACACAUCACUCUUGGUCCCUUGCUUUAGCUGGAGCCUGAAGUGAGCUCCCAGAAGCUUGGUGAGAGGGAGGGAGGGCUGCUGUGCCAGCCCUGAGCGCCAGUAGGCACUAGCUCUGCCCUCUCCUGGGGAAUGUGGCCUUAGUACCUGGGAGAGUGCCCAGCUCUCCAGAGCCCAUGGCCAGAGAGCAAAGCUCUGGAGGGCAUUUCUCAGAUGAGAAACCAAUUGCUGCCGCCACCUUCUCAGACCCUUAGUCCUGUUGUGUGCAGUGAUAAAUGUGAAAUGGUAGUGACCCAGCUGUGCUCCAAAUUUCAGGUCUAGGCCAAGGGACAGGCCAGCUGGGCACACAGAAGGUAACCUUCAGAGUGAGGGGCAUGGGUGCCCUUGAGAAUCUGGCAGUUUAGCCAGUAAGCAGAUCCAACCCUGUAGUUCCCGGUGGCCCAUCCCUGCAGUCUAUGAGCCAGUUCUUGGAGCCGGUGACCUGAUUUCUGCAGUGCUGUGGUCACAGGGUUCCUCCAAACAGUCACAUCUAGCAUCUUGGGGUAAAACCGGACAGGCUGAGGACUUGGUGUGCAGAUUCCUUUCUGUGCAAUUGAAUGCUAAGAGACUAAGCAGAAAGCCUUCUUAAAGCCCGCCCUAAGAAUUACCAGGUCCACAUGCCCAUGGUAGGUUCUGGGCUGGGUGGCCACUGCCCAGCCCUUCCCCCCUUAGCUAUAGAGGUAUAUAUGGUAGAGGUCAGCUGUUCCUGGCUCCCAAGUGAGGAGGAAUUCAGUAGCUGUCUACCACCCAUGAGGCUUCCAAGAUGCCGCAUGGAGACAGGAGCCCUCCCCAAUUCUCUCAGAAAUAGCAGCUUGAUUCCUCUGCUGGCUGGUGCCCAGGAAACCUGGUACAAGCAGCAGUGGCAAAUCACUGGGUUCUCUCAGGGCCCUGGGGCCACACUGUUAACUGAACCCGCAUGGUGGGAGGAGGGUCUCCAGGUGACCGUGCCUCUCCACCCUGCCGUCCCACCUGUUCACCCCGUUUCAGAAGGCAGAAGUGCCAUGGCCCCCUCACCCGGGCACAACCGUGUGCAGUGGUGGUGGGACAGGCCACCCUUGGUGGCUGUAACCCUGCUCUAGAGCCAUGGUAACACAGCCUGGAGACUGGUGACAGCUCCCUGCUCCCACCAGCCUGGGUUCCUUUCUUUGACAGUGGAAGGUUUUGGAGGCGCUUGUUUUCUGUUGUGAUUUAAGGAGGCUGGCUAGGAGCCAUCUGUGUAAGGUCCCAGGGACCUGAGCACAAGGGAAAACAAAAAAAGGGUGUCACUCUCACUCUUCUGGAGCUUGCCUGCCUGCCUGUCUCCCUCCCACUCACCACUGAAUGGGAGGUCACAUCACUGGACAGCUAGAAAUAAAAUGCUGUGGAAUCAGA